AUGAACGAUAAUACUUCUCUAAGUACGCCGAAUAAAGAAGACGAUCAGAAAAAGCUUAGAGAACCAGAAGAAAAAAAUAGAAGUACUAAAAAUAUCAAUGGAGUUCUCAUAAGUAAGGCUAAUAACAAAGCACUCCCCAAUAAAAAUCCGCCAGUUCACAAUAAAGCACAUAGUAAGAAGGCUAUCUCGCCGGGAAGAAUCAGGAAGCACAAAGCUACAACAUCUCCCACGAAAUCACAUUUGAAGAGUAAGAAAAAAGAUAUUUCAGAAAGCGCGAUUCCUAAAGAGAACAAGGGCUCAUUUUAUCAAGGUGCCAUUGUUGGUUCAUUCCUUGGGGCUGCUGUAACAACCGUUCUGAGUAACCUGGCAGUAAAGGCUUUUCAAAAUUAG
Saccharomyces eubayanus is the source of this 390-nucleotide messenger RNA. It is a transcript of the gene PRM3, whose product is annotated as pheromone-regulated protein PRM3. NCBI's taxonomy places the organism in Eukaryota, Fungi, Ascomycota, Saccharomycetes, Saccharomycetales, Saccharomycetaceae. The transcript has a single exon. The record is from RefSeq and is a predicted model, not a curated record. The coding region runs from base 1 to 390 and encodes 129 amino acids.